Molecule: messenger RNA, 1348 nt
Organism: Balaenoptera ricei (Rice's whale)
Lineage: Eukaryota; Metazoa; Chordata; Mammalia; Artiodactyla; Balaenopteridae
Product: THAP domain-containing protein 1-like
Exons: 5
Coding region: 475-1083 (202 amino acids)
Molecular function (GO): sequence-specific DNA binding
Source: RefSeq, a predicted model, not a curated record
GAGGACGUCAGUGCACUCGCCGUGCGUCCUCUCGCAGCCCCGCCUCCCAUGGGGACCCGGCCUGAGGAGCAGGGCAGCCGGAAAGAAGGCAGUGGGAAGUGGACAGAAGACGUGAUAGGAAAGAUAAAAAGAAGAGGAAAAGGAAAAUAAAAGUUUCCAGUUUGACAGUCAAGCUGUCUUCUGCAUCCAUUUCAUCCAAGACCACCAAGCCAGUGUGGAGGCUUUUUCCUCCUUUCCUUUUCGUGAGAAUGGUCACAACCUUGCCAGGACACGGGAGUCCUGUGUGUGCAAAUGUCCUAACGAGAGUCUCUGAGUCCAUCUCGACCGGCACCUUAAGGACAGCCAGACCUUCGUCUCCUCGCGAGACGAAGUGAUCUUGAAGCGGAAGGUCACAAGCCACACGAGAUGCCAGCUCUGUUGCCUUUGGGCCCCUCCCAGAACCCUGACUCCAGUGCAACCAAAGCAGUGCUUUGAAUGGUUCUCAUGGGGCGGGGCAUGCCAGGUAACGCCAGGUUUCCUCUUACUCGACCCAGUCUUUGUAAAAAAUGGGAGGCAGCCGUCAGAAGGAAAAACUUGAAGCCCACCAAGUACAGCAGCAUUUGCUCAGAACACUUUACUCCGGACUGCUUUAAGAGGGAGUGCAACAGCAAGUUACUGAAAGAGGACGCUGUCCCCACAAUAUUUCUUUGUACUGAACCACAUGACAAGAAGGAAGAUCUUCCGGAGCCCCAAGAACAGCUUCCCCGACCUCCUUCAACACCCCCCGUUUCCCAGGUCGAUGCUGCUAUCGGGUUACUCAUGCCUCCUCUUCAGACCCCUGAUAACCUCUCCGUGUUCUGUGACCACAACUGCACUGUGGAGGACACCAUGCACCAGAGGAAGAGGAUUCACCAGCUCGAACAGCAAGUAGAGAAGCUCAGAAAGCAGCUCCAGGACGCACAGCAGCGGUGCAGAAGACAGGAGCGGCAGCUGGAGAAGCUGGAAGAGGUCGUGCACUUCCAGAAGGAGAAAGACGACAUCUCCGAGAGGGGUUAUGUGAUUCUACCAAAUGACUAUUUUGAAAUAGUUGAAGUCCCGGCAUGAAGAGUGAAAUCUGUGUUGGUGUUCAAUGGGGCAAUACCACCUGCCCUCUUCUAGCCUGUAGAGGAGUUUCAUUUGAAAAAAAUUACACUUGGUCACUUGUGUAAAAACAAUUCAGAAUAUUUUUUAAAAGAAUAAAUUAGAUAUAUACUGUAAAACUGUAAAUGUUUUGUUUGUAAUUUCAGGGUUUUUACAUUUUAACAAAAUAUUUUUAAAAUUAUAAACUAGCUUCAUUGUAAGUUGGUUUCAAGAUUGGGGAUUUUUGUUU